Molecule: messenger RNA, 5085 nt
Organism: Tachysurus fulvidraco (yellow catfish)
Lineage: Eukaryota; Metazoa; Chordata; Actinopteri; Siluriformes; Bagridae
Gene: rfx7a
Product: regulatory factor X7a
Exons: 10
Coding region: 280-4839 (1519 amino acids)
Biological process (GO): regulation of transcription by RNA polymerase II
Molecular function (GO): DNA-binding transcription factor activity, RNA polymerase II-specific; RNA polymerase II cis-regulatory region sequence-specific DNA binding
Source: RefSeq, a predicted model, not a curated record
UUAUUAUUAUUAUAAUUAUUAUUAUUAUAUUUCAAGCGUGUUUGAUUGGCCACCAUAAUGUAUUAAGUUUGUGAACUGCUCGACAUCGUCGAUGCUGUAAAGAAUCGACUCCCCAUUCUGAACGCCUGAGCGAUUCUUUCUUGCGAAUCGACUCAAUAUUGGUCAGAGCAGUCCGUGUUAGUGAAGUAAAGCAGACUGGAUUCAGUGGUUGAUUCUGUCCUUUGAACGCAUGCGUGCUGGGUUUAAAACCCACACUGGAGUAAAAUCCGCGCUGAAAUCAUGAAUCGGAGACGUUUGUGUGUGUGGAGCAGGAGCUCAAAGGAGCAGCAACACACAGGACAGCAGCUUCCAGCAGGACUCCAAGGAGCCGAGAGCAGUGCGCUGCAGCUCAAAAUCAGCAGCUCUAUCUGCAAAUCUGUACAAUCGAAGGUGGACAGCAUUUUGCAAGAUGUGGAGAGGUUUACAGACAUUGAGAAGCUUUACCUCUACCUCAAACUGCCCUCAGGCCCCAGCAGCAGCAGCAGCAGCAUCAUCAGCAGCAGCAGCAUCAGCAGCAGCAGCGACAAAAUCGGCGAGCAGAGCUGCGUGUCCUCGAGCCGUAUGCAGCAGAUGCACGCGUUCAGCUGGAUACGGAAUCACCUGGAGGAGCACGCAGACACCUCGCUCCCCAAACAGGAAGUCUUCGAUGAGUACAAGGGCUACUGUGACAAUCUGGGCUAUCAUGCGCUCAGCGCCGCCGACUUCGGAAAGAUCAUGAAGAACGUAUUUCCCAACAUGAAGGCGCGCCGGCUCGGCAUGAGGGGCAAAUCCAAAUAUUGCUAUAGUGGCCUGAGAAAGAAGCCGUUCAUUCACAUGCCGUCUCUUCCGAACCUGGACGUACACAAAACAGGAGACGGGUGUGAGGGCUUUGAACCUACUGGGCAGAGCUACAGUGGGGAGGAUGAGAUUCGCUCUGCUGCCAGUGAUCUGGUGUGUGAAUGGGCUCAGAAAGUUCUGAGUCGUCAGUUUGUUAGUUUGGAGGACCUCGCACGCUUCCUACUGAACAGCCACUACAUCAGCACCAAGUCUGUUGCUGCUCUUACCGUGAUGACCGGAUCCCCUUCAGGGGCCCAAGUGUCUGUUCAGACAUCUGCAUUCAUGCCCACAACCGAAGCCCACUCAUUCCAGCCUCAGGUCAAAACUCUGAAUUCCCCUUCCAUCGACGCCAAGCAGCAGCUCCAAAGGAAGAUCCAGAAGAAGCAACUGGAACAGAAACUUCACUCGCCGCUUUCUCCUGAAGCUCAAAGCAGAAGGCCAGAAGGUGUCAGUACUCCUUGUGCAAGCACAGGAAUCCCAUGUGGAAGCCCUGCCCUACUUUCACCGCUGCCCACCAUCGGUAUUGUGGUAGCUGCAGUUCCUAGCCCAGUUACGGUUCAGAGAAACAGACAGUUGAUGUCUCCCAGCCCAGUUCCUGUGGCAACAGCGGAAAGCAAGGUGCUCCCUGUUAAUUUUCAGGUUGUCACCCAGUCGGUUCCGCAUGUGAACCGAUGUCCAAAGACCCCUCAGAAUGUCCGUGCGAGUCCUGUCGGUGAUCGCCUCGCAAGCUAUCGUUAUACCCAAAUCCUGCCUAAACCGGCUACAACUAGCACAAUCACGCUACGUUCACCUCCUGCGCUCCUCAUCACCAAAAGUUCCAUCAAGACCGUCAUACCGUCUAAGGACAGCUCCGUCAACAUUGUGAAAAUGACAGCCAUAUCGCUAGGACCCAGCAACAGCACCACCAGCACUGCUGUCACUACAGCUAGACCCGCCUCUGGUGGAAUCACCAGCCAAAGUGAUGACCUCCAGCCUGUUACGCGUGUCCGUAGUGGCUCCGUUGCCGCAAUGGCAUCGACGCUAUCAAAGCCAGGGCAAACCGCCACAACACCAGCAGUCAACAUCAAGCUGGAUGUUUUUGAUGUAGCAGGAAAAGCUCAGGGUGGAGCAGCUGGUGUGGGUAUGCAAGCGGAAGGAUCGCUCAAACCCAGAGCUGCGAGUGUGCCUACACCUCUAGCUAAAAUCUCUGCGGAAAUAAACAGGCAAUCAGGGAACGAAUUAAACGGUAGAAUGAUCCCUAAUGAGAACAAUUUGGCUGCUGCCAGCAAUAAUAAUCCCAGUGAAAGCACUCUGUAUCAAGAUAUAUCAAAUCACAGUACCGGUUGUGCUCAGAUUACAAAUAGCAGCGCAUUUAUGACACCACACAAGGAUGCAGAGUUGUCAUCACCAAGCCCGCGCAAAAGACAAGGCUUACACCCGGACUCGAGUCUGACGCCGGUCAAAAAAAUGUACAUAUCCGAGGUAAGCGAAGACGCAAAACUGGAUAUGGAAAUCCAAGCAGCGAAGAAUGUUUCCAGGUCAGACACUCCUGUUGAACCGGAAAGCGUACUUUCUUCAGCUGCUGGAAAGGCUAUGAUGAAGCAUACCUCCAGUAGUCCUACCAGAAUCCUUGCAUUCACUGAUAGUCCAGUUGUAAAAACCUGCUUCCAGACUGUCAGCAGUUCCCAAAGUAUCUCGCAAGGACAAUGGGAAGGGUCUUCAUCUAACGUAAAAAAUAUCUCUGCUGGUACUACAGCCGUAAGUGCUCCUUGCCAGGAUUGUCAGGUAAGGAAUACGAGCUUUCAGACACUUAAUAGACCACGAAGUGUUUCCCAAGCACAGUGGGAAGGCUCUUCAUCCAAUAUAAACAUCAAGCAUAUAGUCACUCGCACUGUUAGCGCACCAGGUCAGGCGAUGGUACAGCAGCAUGCAAACAAAAAUAUUCAAGCCUUGCAAGUAGGUUCGGAGCAGUCCGGCUCCUCUGCAGUAUGUGAACUAAAUAGUGUGUUCUGGAAUAACGAGCAGCAAUGUCGCAAUCAGCAGCAAAUUUAUUCUCAGCACGGGGCAGUAAAAAAUAAGCCAAUCUCUAGCUCCGUUAUGGAGCCUACUGUGAUGACUCAAACCACUGCCACAGGCCAGCUGGUGCAGAUGACUGGUGAUGUAGUGGAACAUGUUGCACCUCAGACUCAUGUGGGCUACUUCCCGUUUAACGAUGACGACAUGACUCAGGACAGUAUAGUAGAGGAACUAGUUCAGAUGGAGGAGCAGAUGAAGAUGAACACUUCCAUGCAAAGCUUUGAUGGCUGUGAGGACAUGGCACUGCAAACUCAACAGGCAACCUUGCAGAACAACAUGAUUUCCAGUCACCAGGCCAGCACUUCUUGUUACAACUUGGCCAACACUAGCAUCACACCUAUUCACACCCCGACCCAAAGUGCAGAGAUGAUGGGAAUGGGGCAAGGAUUGACCCAUGAGAGCCCCUGCUCACAUUUUGCCCCUACCACCCCUGUAGACAGUGCUCUGGGAAGCAGCUGUCAAACCCCAAUUGGAACACCACACUCGAACUGCAGUAGUGGCGUUCCGCCCAGUCCUGUUGAGUGUAGGAACCCGUUUGCCUUUACUCCUAUCAACUCCAGCAUCACAAGUUACCAUGAUGGCAGCACUAUCUCCUCCAGUCCAGUCAAGCCUAUGCAAAGACCGAUGGCCACCCACCCGGAUAAAGCUAAGCUGGACUGGAUGAAUAAUAACUACAAUAACAGUAGUAGUAAUUCCAACAGUGGGAUUAGUAUUCUCCCCAACUAUCAGAAUCUGGUGGAUAACCAGUUCAGGAAACCUCAUGCUUUUGCCAUUCCUAGUCAGACGUAUCCUUCACCAGUCAGGCACCAUGACAUGCACAUAAGUCGCUUGACACCAAUUUCACCAGUCCAGCAGCAAGUGGCUGGCAUGGCAAACCUUAAUAAACAGGAGGGAUUUGCUGUUCCAGCCCCUCUUGAUAACAAAACCAGCACCUCCUCCUCCUCCGGCUCAUUCCGCUGUCGCAGUGUCAGUCCAGCAGUCAGGCAGCGCAACACGAGUGGAACCCCAAACCCUAACGUCCGCCGUUACGUGGUCUCUCCUUUUAAUUCACCAGUGACACCCGAAGUGCUGAAUAUCUUUUCGAACAGCCAAGUAAAUACUAGUGUUAGCAGCAUGGUGCAGAGGAGUCAGUCAGUGCCGCUAAAUGUGAUGAUGCAGACAGAGGUGUUGCCCAUGCAAGCUAGCGGGCAAACGAGCAACCCUAAAAACAUUACUACCGUUCUGCUUAACAAAAUGGAUUGUGAUGGAGAUAAUAUGGUACGUGGACUCGGAAAGAACAAUAUGCCAUCCAGUUACACUGCUCGAAUGAACCUCUCACAAAUCCUGGAAACGACCGGUGCUUCUGGUUUCCCAGCCAGUGCCAAUCACCAGGCCAUGAUUUCGCCUGGCACCUCGGCUUACAGGUUUACAAAGCCUGCUUAUCUCAUGAAGAACAACGUAGGGGAGCAAAUCUUUUCAGCAAGAGAGAACCAAGGGCAGUUAUUCCCAGAAGAGAGCAAGCAACUAUCUGAAGAGCGGCAAAAUCAGGCCUUAAUGGUUUCACCGCACCAUGACCUCCAGAAACAUCAGCACCAGCAGUCUUUCCUUUUCAAUACCACCGAUAAGGACCUGUUAGAUGAAAACAGCUUGAACACUAUCUCACAGCUUCCAGGCCAGGCAACUGAACUUGACAACAGUGGUUCAGAGUUUUCUGGUGAUAUGCAACUGACCUCUGAACUCUCCAGUAGCAUGAAUGAUUUAAACUCUUUAGAUGCAAACCUACUGUUCGAUCCGUCAUCGAGUCAGCAGCAAGUGCAGUAUGAAGAACCGACACUGGAGGAAUUAAAGAAUGACCCAAUAUUCCAACAGAUUUGCAACGAGACUGUGAAUUCUGCUGGCUUCGACUGGUUGGAGAGCAAGGACCAGGCAACCGUGGAAAUGUUGGGUUAAUUCGUAGCUUGCAUUGUUUAGAUCGGGGGUCGGCAACCUUAAACACUCAAAGAGCCGUUCGGACCCGUUUCCCACAGCCGUUACCCGUUACCCGUUUUGACAUCUAAAUGAAGAUGAUACUGCAUAUAUAUCAUUUUUUACCUUUAUGGAAAGUAUAAAAAAAUUUAAUUCUAAGAUUAUGAUGCAACAUUAAAAUAAACCGUGUUUAAUUUUUUCAUUUUUAACUGUAGUGUGUUGUGUUUAUGA